Molecule: messenger RNA, 1770 nt
Organism: Neltuma alba
Lineage: Eukaryota; Viridiplantae; Streptophyta; Magnoliopsida; Fabales; Fabaceae
Product: DUF21 domain-containing protein At4g14240
Exons: 13
Coding region: 55-1461 (468 amino acids)
Biological process (GO): magnesium ion homeostasis; intracellular manganese ion homeostasis
Cellular component (GO): cytoplasm
Source: RefSeq, a predicted model, not a curated record
UGUGGCCCCUUAGUUCAUCUGGGUCUUUUUUUUUCAUCAUCGUUUUCGUUUACUAUGUUGCCGUUGAAUUCCCUGAGAUUGAAGCUUGGAGGGACGACGAGGUUCCAGCCGGACCACAUCGUAUACGAUGCUGAGGAUAUUGAGUUCGGGACGUUAUGGUGGUUCGUUUAUGCUGGGAUUUCUUGCCUUCUCGUCCUCUUCGCUGGCAUCAUGUCUGGUCUCACCCUCGGCCUUAUGUCUUUGGGCAUCGUUGACCUUGAAAUUCUCCAGCGCAGUGGCACCUCCAUAGAGAAGAAACAAGCAGCUGCUAUAUUGCCAGUUAUUCAGAAGCAGCAUCAGCUGCUCGUUACUCUGCUUCUUUGCAAUGCUUGUGCCAUGGAGGCACUUCCAAUUUACCUUGACAAAAUUUUUCACCCUUUUCUAGCAGUAAUACUGUCUGUAACAUUUGUUCUGGCUUUUGGAGAGGUUAUCCCACAAGCUAUAUGCUCAAGAUUUAGGCUCUACGUUGGUGCAAAUUUCGUAGGGGUGGUGCGCAUUCUGAUGAUAAUCUGUUAUCCAAUUGCUUAUCCUAUUGGAAAGGUUCUGGAUGCGGUUCUUGGACACAAUGAUGCCUUGUUUAGGCGAUCACAAUUGAAGGCCCUCGUUUCAAUCCACAGUCAAGAGGCUGGUAAAGGGGGCGAACUCACACAUGACGAGACAACAAUUAUCAGCGGAGCACUAGAUCUUACUGAAAAGACUGCAGAGGAGGCAAUGACACCAAUUGAAUCAACCUUUUCUUUGGAUAUUGAUUCCAAGUUGGAUUGGGAAGCAAUUGGGAAAAUUCUUGCAAAAGGUCAUAGUCGUGUUCCUGUGUAUUGUGGGAAUCCCAGUAAUAUAAUUGGCCUCUUACUAGUGAAAAGUCUUCUCACUGUGAGAGCCGAAACAGAAACUCCGGUUAGUGCUAUUGUUAUCAGAAGAAUUCCUAGGGUUCCAUCAGAUAUGCCUUUGUAUGACAUUCUGAAUGAGUUCCAGAAAGGAAGUAGUCAUAUGGCAGCUGUAGUUAAGGUGAACAAGGAGAGAAAUAACACUCAAGCUGGUGGUGAAAAUGGGAAACUUGAGGAAGACAAAGUCAUGAAUCACAAUUCUCAACUCACAAUGCCAUUGCUAACCAAAACUUCUGACAAAGCGGAAAAUAUCAUUGUUGCUAUUGACAAACCUCCUCUGGUUCCCAGAAAGCAACAAAAUGGUACUCAACACUUGCCUGAUAAUCUUGAAGAUGGGGAAGUUAUUGGCAUCAUAACCCUUGAAGAUGUUUUUGAAGAACUCCUACAGGAAGAAAUAGUAGAUGAAACAGAUGUGUAUGUUGAUGUGCACAGAAGAAUUCGUGUGGCUGCUGCUGCCGCUGUGGCACGAAUUCCAUCUACUCGGAGAUUGCCUGGACACAAACCCGCAGGAAAUCAAGCUAGCAAGGGAAAGUUUUGAAGAACGUUGAGGAGGAUAAUUCACAUUCAAUGGGAGCUCCGGGAUCCUACUAUGAUCGAUGGAGCCUCUUUCUGGACAAUAAACGAUGAGCUUCAAUCAGGCAACAAAAGCAUGGAGCCGCCACUAUGUUUGUGUGAUCACUAGUUGAGAGUUGAAAGACGGCAUGAAGAUACAGACCCUGUAAUCUUAAAAUGAAAAUGACGAUCUAGGAUUUUGGAAAAUAAUAUAUUCUUGUCUUUGAUCUUCCCCAGAACUGGUGUUUUCGACCACUUGUCCUUCAUGAUUAUCCUCGCUCUUCAGCUUGACCAA